This is a messenger RNA of Silurus meridionalis, 2451 nucleotides long. Its product is annotated as extracellular calcium-sensing receptor-like. Gene Ontology annotation, biological process: G protein-coupled receptor signaling pathway. Lineage: Eukaryota; Metazoa; Chordata; Actinopteri; Siluriformes; Siluridae. The record is from RefSeq and is a predicted model, not a curated record. Gene Ontology annotation, molecular function: G protein-coupled receptor activity. Gene Ontology annotation, cellular component: membrane.
AUGGCCAUUCUUAAUUUUUCAAGAGCUAAUGCAACUGCUUGCAACCUACAAGGGGAACCAGUAUAUCCACAUCUGUGGAAUGAUGGGGAUAUCAUAGUUGGAGGUAUUUUUCCCUUACAUAGUCGUUGGGAGAUCACAGAUUUGUCCUUUUCAGCCAUUCCACCUCCACUGAAGUGCAUAAGUCUUGAUUUCACAGCCUUACAGUCUUCACUGACUCUGAUCUUUGCAAUAGAGGAGAUCAACAACAGUUCAUCGUUACUGCCUGGAAUCACACUGGGCUACAGGGUAUAUGAUACAUGCAGCUCUGCAUCAGUGGGAGUUAAAAUGGCUAUGGCACUUGUGAACGGGAAUGAGAACUCGAUCUCAGGUGAGCCCUGUACAAAGCCAGCAGAGGUGCAAGCUAUAAUCGGUGAGGCUUAUUCAUCAGUGUCCAUGGCUAUAGCAAAGACUAUCGGGCCUUUCAGCAUUCCACUAAUCAGUUACUUUUCCACCUGUGAGUGUCUCAGUGACAAACGGAAAUACCCAUCAUUUUUGCGCACUAUUCCUAGUGACUCCUUCCAGAGCCGAGCCCUGGCAGAGGUGGUCAAGCACUUUGGCUGGACCUGGGUGGGAGCAAUAAGAAGAGAUGAUGACUAUGGUAACAGCGGGAUGGCUGCAUUUACUAAAGCUGCAGAGCAACUGGGCAUCUGCUUAGAAUAUUCUCUUCCAUUUUCCAAAACCUAUUCACAAGAAAGAGUGAUGGGAAUUGUCGAGCAAGUCAAAAGUGCCAGCUCUCGAGUUAUUGUGGGAUUUCUUGGUACUCGUGAGCUAGAGAUCUUGCUCAGUGUUUUUUUCGAGCACAACAUCACUGGAUUCCAGUGGGUAGGAACGGAGGGUUGGAUCUCUGAUUCGGAACUGGUCGUAAAAGAUAAGAACAAUAUGCUACAGGGAGCUAUUGGACUGGCCAUUCCGAAAACAAAGGUCACAGGUCUCAAAAGCUUCUUUUUAGAUAUAAGACCACUAAAAUCCGCAAGCAAUAUCAUUUUUAAUGAAUUCUGGGAGACUCUUUUUAAGUGCAAAUUUGGAGCGCAGAACAAUUCAGACAUUUCAGUGUGCACAGGGAGGGAAACUCUCGAGGUGGAGAGCAUCUUCAGUGAUACUUCCUUGAUGCCUAUUUUCAGUAAUGUGUAUAAAGGAGUAUAUGCUAUAGCCAGUGCCUUACACAACUUUCUUGGGUGUCAACAAACAUGUCCUAAAAAGACUCAGCCUGAUCCUCUGACAUUUCUACGACAUCUUAAAAAGGUGCAUUUUAAAAGCAAAGAAGGUGAAGAGGUUUACUUCGAUGAAAAUGGUGAUCCUCCUGCAAAAUAUGAAAUAAUAAACUGGCAGGUAAAUACAGAAUAUCAGCAUGAAUUUGUGACUGUCGGACUUUAUGACAGCUCCUCUCAUGAGCACUUAACAAUAAAUAUGACAUAUAUUGUUUGGGCACAGAAUGACACUCAGGUCCCAAAGUCUGUAUGCAGUGAGAGUUGCCCACCUGGCACAAGGAAAGCUGUACAGAAAGGAAAACCCAUUUGCUGCUUUGACUGCAUACCAUGUGCUGAAGGAGAGAUCAGUAAUAUGACAGACUCUAUUACAUGUGAACAAUGUCAGCAAGAUUACUGGUCAAAUCCUCAGAGAGAUGAAUGCGUAAAGAAAGAGGUUGAAUAUCUUUCAUACGAGGAAACCAUGGGAAUUUUGCUAACAGCAGCAUCUAUACUUGGUGCAUUAAUGACACUUAUAAUAACGAUUAUAUUAUUUAAAUAUAGAAAUACCCCAAUAGUCAAAGCCAACAACUCUGAACUGAGUUUCCUGCUGCUCUUCUCACUGACUUUGUGUUUCCUUUGUUCACUUACUUUCAUUGGUCAGCCUUCUGGUUGGUCCUGUAUGCUGCGGCACACAGCGUUUGGUAUCACAUUUGUACUCUGUAUCUCCUGCGUUCUGGGAAAAACAGUGGUCGUGUUAAUGGCCUUCAGAGCUACACUUCCAGGCAGUAAUGUCAUGAAAUGGUUUGGGCCUCCACAACAAAGGCUCAGUGUUCUUGUCUUUACUCUCAUACAGGUCCUUAUUUGUGUGCUUUGGUUGACAAUAUCUCCUCCAUUCCCCUUUAAAAAUUUUAAGCGAUCCAAAGAAAAGAUCAUUCUAGAAUGUCAUUUGGGAUCAGCUAUAGGUUUUUGGGCUGUGCUGGGUUAUAUAGCACUUUUAGCACUGUUAUGUUUUAUUUUGGCUUUUUUGGCCCGGAAGCUUCCUGAUAACUUUAAUGAAGCGAAAUUCAUCACAUUCAGCAUGCUCAUAUUCUGUGCAGUUUGGAUCACUUUUAUUCCAGCUUAUAUAAGCUCUCCUGGAAAAUUCACUGUAGCUGUGGAGAUCUUUGCCAUUUUAUCAUCAAGCUUUGGGUUACUUUUUGCAUUUUUUUGCCAAAGUGUUACAUAA